Molecule: messenger RNA, 3577 nt
Organism: Pararge aegeria (speckled wood butterfly)
Lineage: Eukaryota; Metazoa; Arthropoda; Insecta; Lepidoptera; Nymphalidae
Gene: tam
Product: DNA polymerase subunit gamma-1, mitochondrial
Exons: 18
Coding region: 109-3561 (1150 amino acids)
Biological process (GO): mitochondrial DNA replication
Cellular component (GO): mitochondrion; gamma DNA polymerase complex
Molecular function (GO): DNA-directed DNA polymerase activity; 3'-5' exonuclease activity; DNA binding
Source: RefSeq, a predicted model, not a curated record
AGCUCAGCUGAGUGCUGACCAUAGAUAAAGACUUUUUUUGACCCAGAUUUUUACUUUGCCGCGGGAAUUGUAAUAUUAUUUUAAAAUCUGCAAAUAAUUAACAACCAAAUGUUGAAAAACGGUCCGAAAAUUUGUAUUUUAUGUCGUAGAUGUUACAGCGAUGUAUUACCUACAAGUGAAAUCAAAGUUAUCAAGAAAGGAAGUCACGUAAUUGACGAAAAACAAGCUGUAAACAACUCUAACCUUCAAGAAGUAAAAAUUGAAGAAAAUUCCAGUUCAAAAGAAUUUAGAGUUAACGAUGUAAACAUUCAAAUGAUAUCGAAGAACAUUUAUGAGCAACUAUUCAAAGAUUCAACUGCAAUAGUUAAUCCCAAUGUAAUUAAAAGCUGUCAAGAUGAUCUCCAGAGGCAUGGCAUAGAUUUCAAAAACAUAACUCACACAUCAGAUGUAAAAUUGAAACUACCAGAACUGGAAGGAAAGGACAUUCUAGAACAUUUUUACAAUAUAGGCAAUAGACAAAGUGCACCCUAUAAAGAGCUUCUGAAUGUGUUAUCAGUCUGCAAGCUUCCAGCUUUACCAAAGGAAUGGCUAAAACAGAAAGGUUGGACCAGGUAUUGCAAAGGAAAAAAUCAGCCGGUGCCUUGCCCCCCCGACGAUGCACUGAUCCUUGAUGUGGAAGUCUUAAUGAAAGCUGGCAAAAGACCUACGCUGGCGUGUGCAGUGUCUCCUGAUGCAUGGUAUGGAUGGGUGAGCGAACCUCUAGCAUGUGGGGAGGAACAUCAGAAAUGCGACAACGUUAGAUAUGAAGACUUGAUACCUUUUGAAACGGACGGCACGGAGCAUUGCGGUGACUUGUGCAGGCCGAGGAUAGUCGUGGGGCAUAACGUGUCGUACGACAGGGCCAAGAUUAAAGAGCAGUAUUGGUUGAAUAAGACAGGUGUAAGAUUCAUGGACACAAUGUCCAUGCAUACGUGCGUUAGCGGCGUCACGAGCUAUCAGCGGACUGUGCUGAAGGCCAAGAACAAGGAACCCCAUUCCUCGGACGACGACUGGAUGGACAAAAGCUCACUCAACAGUUUGACUGAUGUUCACAAUUUAUACUGCGGUAUUCCGAUAAACAAAGAAACUCGUGAUAUAUUCGUCGAGGGAACUCUAGAAGACGUGCACGCGAACUUCCAGAAGCUGAUGAAGUAUUGCGCUGGAGACGUCAUAGCCACACAUAACGUUCUCAGAGAACUGCUGCCUAUGUUCUUGGAAAGGUUCCCACACCCGGUGACCUUGGCUGGGAUGUUGGAGUUAGGAUCAGCCUACCUUCCAGUUAACUCAAAUUGGCAGCAGUACAUAGAUUCAGCGGAAACAGUUUUUGAAGAUCUCAAACUAGAGUCUCGUCAGAUUUUAUCAGCGAAAGCCGAUGAAACAUGUCGUCUCAUGGAAAAUAAGGCUUAUGAAGAUGACCUUUGGAUGUGGGACCAAGAUUGGUCAACCCAAACGUUAAAAUUGAAAAAAAGUGUUAGCAAAAGUAAAAAAAACGAAAAUAAUACUCCUAAUAGAGACACAAUUGAAGUUUUUGUUGCAAAAAAAGAAAAAUCUAGUCGAAAUAUUGAAAUUUUAAACGACGAAUACAUUGAAAGUAUAAAAGUAAAGUUAGAUUUGAGCCAAGAUGUAAAGGAUUUGAGCCAAAAGUUCGGGUAUUUAUAUGAUCUGGAAAAGUCUUUGCCGGUGAAAAGACCGUAUUUAGCAGGCUAUCCAGCUUGGUACAGGAAACUCUGCACGAAGCCGGGCAAAGAUCCCGAUUGGUCGCCAGGAGCUAAUAAUGUAACUACGAGUAUGCAGAUAACUCCUAAACUCCUCCGUCUGUCCUGGGAGGGUUAUCCUCUCCACUACAUCCAGUCAGAAGGGUGGGGGUUUCUCGUACCCUACAGCAGAACACAGGAAGACACCAAGGACGAACCAACUGUGCCUUUACAUAAACUGUUGGAGACUUGCCCUUUAAUGAAUUGCAAGGAGAGUGAAUUUGAGGCUGAUAUACAUAUGCUACCUAAAACUGUCGAGGAGGAUUUGGGAAGGAGAGCGUAUUACGCUAGGAAGAAAAAAGACGAACAAGCUGCUGCUAAUCAGUACCACGGACUCGGAGUUUGGUGCGGUGUACAAAUACAGGGUUGUUGUCAUUUUCUAAGGCUACCGCACAAAGAUGGGCCCAAAUACAAAGUGGGUAAUCCUUUAGCUAAAGAUUUCCUCAACAUGUUCAGUCAAAACGUUCUUUCCGCGCAAGGGAAUGAAGCUGAAAAGGUUCUCUCUUUCGGGCGCAUGAUGUCGUACUGGCGCAACAAUCGCGAACGUGUCAUGGGGCAACAGGUUGUAUGGCUGCCGGAAGAAGUGCUCCCGGACCAUCUGAGGCGUUCCGUACGACGGUACGGCGCUAUCGUACCGCAGGUGGUGGUUUGCGGGACGCUCACUAGGCGGGCGUCUGAACCCACGUGGAUGACUGCCAGUAACGCGCACAAAGAGCGCAUCGGGUCGGAGUUGCGAGCAAUGGUGCAAGCGCCGCCGGGGUACAAGUUUGUAGGCGCUGAUGUUGACUCGCAGGAGCUGUGGAUAGCGGCACUUUUGGGUGACAGCGGUAUCGGUGUAUGCGGGGGCAGUGCGUUCGGUUGGGCCGUACUAGCGGGAGAUAAGCGUUGCGGUACGGACCUGCAUUCCCUGACAGCUAGGGCCGCGGACAUCAACAGGGACCACGCUAAAGUUAUUAACUACGCCAGGAUUUAUGGUGCAGGGCAAAACUUUGCCGAAAGACUAUUGAAACAGUUCAACCCAACUAUGACGAUGUCUGAGGCAAAGAGUAAAGCCGCUAAAAUGUUCACGACAACCAAAGGCCGACGCGUUUAUCGACUGAAGAAGGAAUACAUGGAAGGAUUCAUGGAUGAGGAUUUGGGAGACCAGCCGAUGGAGAUGUCGGGCUACCAAGCGAUGCGACUCGCCAAACUGAGCGGGAAGAAGUUGGAAGAGAUGUUCGAACGCGGCCAGUGGGUGGGCGGUACCGAAUCGCACAUGUUCAACAAACUGGAGGAGAUAGCUGAUUCGGAGUGUCCUGCGACCGCUUUCCUUUUAGGACGGCUAUCACGGGCGUUGGAGCGAGCGGGCGGUCGCUGGGGCGGCACCCGGCUCAACUGGGCAGUGCAAAGCGCCGCUGCAGACUUCUUGCACCUGAUGCUGGUCAGCAUGGCUGAGCUGGCACCCAGUGCCAGAUUCUGCCUGAGCUUCCACGACGAAGUCAGAUACUUGGUCCCCGAUGAACACAAAUAUGAAACAGCACUCGCCUUACAAAUUACGAAUCUUUUCACGAGAGCGUUUUGUUCACAGAGUGUCGGUAUACGCGAUCUGCCAAUGUCGGUGGCGUUUUUCACUUCGGUGGAAGUCGAUCAGGUACUCAGGAAAGAGUCUAAUCUGUGCUGCACAACACCUUCCAACCCACAUGGACUGGAUAAAGGUUACGGGAUACCGCACGGCGAAUCUUUAACGAUAUUCGAUGUACUAGACAAGUGCAAUGCAAAUAAAAUAUAGUUAUGAGAUUACAUUU